UAUGAGCAAUCACGUGACUUUUGUUGACACACAGUAAAAAGUAAUUUAGCGGUGUUUGUUUCUGUAUCUAGCAAAGUAGUUUAGUUGAAGUCAAACAUACGAUUAUCUGUGAUAGUUGUGUAGCUAUUUGAACGAUGGGUAAAAUCUGAAACACCUGCUAUCCGUGGUCGAUUCGUCUGUCCCCAGUGCAAAUGUUAACUAGCUAGCACUGUGAUAGCAUAGCGGGCUCUAUGUAUGUUUUAUAUUGUUUAGGUUGCAACCAGUCUUUCUGACAUGGCGUCGCCUGCACCGGGAGUCCAGAACAAGAACCGUGUUGCCAUUUUGUCUGACCUCAACAAGGAGACGAGACACUUGAUACAUAACUCAUCCAUGAAUAACCCUGGAGCUAGACCUGCCCUGAAUAAAUCCUUCAGAGACCACACUGAGCAGCAGCACAUCGCUGCCCAGCAGGAAGCAGCUCUGCAGCAUGCCCAUGCUCACUCUUCUGGUUUCUUCAUCACUCAAGACUCGUCGUUCGGGAACCUCAUCCUCCCUGUGCUGCCACAAUUAGACCCACCUUCACCAGCAGAAUAACAGAACCUGAAGAAAACACGACAGAAAGUCCAACGGUUAAAAGCAGCAUGUGGCCAUGGUGUGUUACAGAUCAGCUGUUGGGUGUUGUCCAUUCAACAUGUAGAAUCGUCGGGAAAUGAACUGAAAUUGGCGGUAUAGAUAUUCUGGUCAGAAGUGGUAUUAAAUUUUGAGGGCACCCGCUGCGUUUCAGGACAUUUAGCCAUUAGCUGCUCUGGAGUUUGUUCCCUUCCAGAGGCCACUAGACCUUCCAUCACCAUGGAGACUGGGGAUGUGACAAAUGGAGAAUUUCUGUUAACUUUAAAACUGCCUGUUUUUUUUAUUGGUUUUCCGAGAAAAAUUAAUACAAUUCCGCUGUGCUUCUGCCAGCAACGGU
Messenger RNA from Salvelinus namaycush (lake trout), 946 nucleotides. Its product is annotated as SOSS complex subunit C-like. Lineage: Eukaryota; Metazoa; Chordata; Actinopteri; Salmoniformes; Salmonidae. The coding region runs from base 274 to 573 and encodes 99 amino acids. Gene Ontology annotation, biological process: DNA repair. The record is from RefSeq and is a predicted model, not a curated record. Gene Ontology annotation, cellular component: nucleoplasm; SOSS complex; nucleus. The transcript has 4 exons.